Messenger RNA from Neomonachus schauinslandi (Hawaiian monk seal), 727 nucleotides. Its product is annotated as eukaryotic translation initiation factor 3 subunit E-like. Lineage: Eukaryota; Metazoa; Chordata; Mammalia; Carnivora; Phocidae. The coding region runs from base 1 to 669 and encodes 222 amino acids. Gene Ontology annotation, molecular function: translation initiation factor activity. Gene Ontology annotation, biological process: translational initiation. The record is from RefSeq and is a predicted model, not a curated record. Gene Ontology annotation, cellular component: eukaryotic translation initiation factor 3 complex; nucleus; cytoplasm. The transcript has a single exon.
AUGCAGAAUUGGGAUGCAGCUAUGGAAGACCUUACAAGGUUAAAAGAGACCAUAGAUACUAAUUCUGUGAGUUCUCCACUUCAGUCUCUUCAGCAACGAACAUGGCUCAUCCAUUGGUCUCUGUUCGUUUUCUUCAACCACCCCAAAGGGCGUGAUAACAUAAUUGAUCUCUUCCUUUACCAGCCACAGUAUCUUAAUGCAAUUCAGACAAUGUGUCCACAUAUUCUGUGCUAUUUGACUACAGCCGUCAUAACAAACAAAGAUGUUCGGAAACGCCGACAGGUGCUAAAAGAUCUUGUUAAAGUUAUUCAACAGGAGUCUUACACAUAUAAAGACCCAAUUACAGAAUUUGUUGAAUGCUUAUAUGUUAACUUUGACUUUGAUGGGGCUCAGAAAAAGCUGAGGGAAUGUGAAUCAGUACUUGUGAAUGACUUCUUCUUGGUGGCUUGUCUUGAGGAUUUCAUUGAAAACGCUCGUCUCCUCAUAUUUGAGACUUUUUGUCGCAUCCACCAGUGUAUCAGAAUUAAUAUGUUGGCAGACAAACUGAACAUGACUCCAGAAGAAGCUGAAAGGUGGAUUGUAAAUUUGAUUAGAAAUGCAAGGCUGGAUGCCAAGAUUGAUUCCAAAUUAGCUCCUAACUGGGCAACUCAGGACUCUGGCUUCUACUGAAGAACUGUAUAAAGACAAGAUGAAAAAACUAUAAAAUAAAGAUGAAAUAAUAAAACCA